This is a messenger RNA of Astyanax mexicanus (Mexican tetra), 1370 nucleotides long. RefSeq lists its product as uncharacterized. The transcript has 2 exons. The coding region runs from base 387 to 1019 and encodes 210 amino acids. Lineage: Eukaryota; Metazoa; Chordata; Actinopteri; Characiformes; Acestrorhamphidae. The record is from RefSeq and is a predicted model, not a curated record.
CAGCAGGUUUUAUUAUUUAAGUUUAUGCACUAAAAUAAGUAAAGCAUACAGACAUACUCGCCAGCACUGAUUAAAGUUUGUUUGCUGAUUAUAAAUAUACAGUGUAACAUUAAAAACGAGAAUAUGGUAAAAAGGUUUAGUUCAUAUUUUAAUUUAAAGGGUCAUUUUUCAUAUUAAUCACACGUAAAGCUUGUGGUUUAAAUUGAGUUAUCAAAAGUGAACUUUUUAAUGAUAUUUUUUAAAUUUGAUAAUGUAUGUUCACCUUCAUUAUGUGUUCUCUCUCAAGUAUACUUUGGUUAUUAUUUAAAUUAAGUUACUAAAACACUGAUACCAAUUUUAAUCAUAAAAAUAAUUGUAUUUAUAGGUUUGGAUCCUAUGACCUCCUCAUGCGCUUCUGGGCCUUAAUAGAGCCCUCUCUGCCAUCUAUGGUUAGUGUCACACCAGCACAGAGAGGCACCUUUGAGCCAAGUUCCACUGUGUCUCGUUACCUGCAGCCCAUAGAUGAGAUGUUCAUGUUUCUGAACUAUCUUGCACUGCGUUUAAAACAGCAUGACCUUGCCGACCGGUUUGGGGUCCACCAGUCCACAGUCAGUCGGAUUAUUACAACAUGGAGCAACUUUCUAUAUGCUGUGCUGGGGUCAGUGAGAAUCUGGAUGGCAGUGGAAAAAAUAAGGGAACAUCUGCCAGCAGAGUUCAAGGACUAUGCAGACACUACAGUUAUCCUGGACUGCACAGAGCUGAGGUGCCAGUGCCCAUCUUCACCUCUUCUUCAAAGUGAAGUAUUUUCUGUGUACAAGUCCCAUUGUACACUUAAAGGGCUGCUUGGUGUUGCUCCUCAUGGGGCUGUCACAUUUAUCUCUCCACUGUAUGCUGGAUCCAUCAGUGACAAACAGAUCAUGAGAGAGUCUGGAAUUCUCUCCCUGUUGAGACCUGGGAUGGCCAUCAUGGUCGAUCGAGGAUUUCUUGUUGGUGACUUUGUGCCAUGUAAAAUCUACAGGCCUCCAUUUCUGUCUGGAUGAUCCCAGAUGCCUGUUGGUGGGGUCAGGGAGACCCAGGCCAUUGCCCGCCUUAGGGUGCACGUGGAGCGCCUUCCUCUCCGGCUUUUUGGCAACAUUAAUCAGCUCUACACUGUAACAUGUCUGCUGACAAACUAUGAAAACGGGCCUCUUGUAAAGGCUUGGACAAAAAAGCAAGGCUCAACAUCUGCUGGGCUUUUUUGAAGGUGGAAAUGUUUAGUUUCUUAUCACAGAGGAUGUAAUGUAAAUAGCAUAAAUCUGCAUGUAUAUAUGUAUAUAUUUUUCAAUGAAAUAUGGUUUAAUGCAUUGUGACCGAAUGCUGAUUUACUGCAAUAAAUUCACUGUUCAGUUUAA